Messenger RNA from Glycine soja, 2403 nucleotides. RefSeq lists its product as uncharacterized. The transcript is spliced from 11 exons. The coding region runs from base 218 to 2074 and encodes 618 amino acids. The record is from RefSeq and is a predicted model, not a curated record. Lineage: Eukaryota; Viridiplantae; Streptophyta; Magnoliopsida; Fabales; Fabaceae.
AUAAACUUUGCCAAAGCCAACAAAAUGCAAAAUGGUAUCAUGAAAAUUUUGCUGCAGGGUGCUCUGUAUGAGCCAACACUAUGUUGACCAUUAACACUCUUUAUCCAACACGUUGUUGUUCAUUGCCUUUUCGAUUAAAGAAGACACUGUAGGGUUUUGAACUCGAAAAUUGUGAGACAGCACAAGGUGACUAGCCUUGAAAAUCACUGGAUAGAACAUGGCUCCAUCAGAUGUUUGUCUAUCCGAGGAUGCAGUUCAGGUAUUCAUAGAGCACUUGGUUGACCCGUUGCUGCCAGCAAAAGCAUCUGUCCAGGAUAAUCCCACACCAUCUCAACAGAAGUUAGUUGCAAAUCAGGUGCGUUCAACUGUCUUACUGUACAACUACUACCAUAGGAAGCAGCACCCUGAGCUAGCAUAUCUUCCAUUUAAUGAAUUUUGCAAGUUGGCUGUGGUUUUGAGGCCACCUUUAUUAGCAUAUAUGCAAUUCAUGCAAAAUUUAAAUGAAGAAGAGCUCACUGAUGUAGAGAAGCAGCUAUCAUUGACAGAAAAAAUGAUUAUGGAAGCAUGUGAUGUGUGUAAAUGUUUGGAUGCAUCAAAGGAUGCUCCUAAUAUAGAGGGAUGGCCCAUUACAAAAGUUUCUAUGCUUUUAAUCGACAGUAAGAAGGAGAACUGCUUUUUGCUGUUUAGUUCCAUUACCAGUGGGGUAUGGUCUGUGAUUGAAAAAGGUCUGGACACCUCCAGUCAAAGUUCUCUGGUUGAAAAAGGUCUGAACACCUCCAGUCAAAGUUCUCUGGUUGAAAAAGGUCUGAGCACCUCCUAUCAAAGUUCUGAAGUUACAUCAGGAUCAAAACAGUACAAAAAGAGGAGAGUCAUUAAAAAGUCUGCACAAAAGGAAUUAAAAGUUGAUGAAGAUGUAUUUCUACAAGUUGGGUAUUCUGCUGUAAAGGAAGCCACAGGUAUCAAUAACACUGAUAUUAUGCUUUUGGAAAGUGGCACUGUCUAUUCUGAGAGCAAAGAGAAGGCAGCUUCUCGCUUUUAUAUAAUGCAGUGCUACCGGACGAUCAAUGAAGAAGUUAUUCAAAUUCCUCUCCAAGUUCUAAUUAAAAGCUUGCAGGGUCCUUUGGUCAGUAAGAGUUCUAGAAGUUGGAUGAUCACUUCAGUAAUCGAUUACUUCCAUGUGCUUCCAUACUCUGAAAUAAUCUCAAAGUGGAUUUCUAGAGGAGCAUUCUCAACUAGUUUGCAAGAUUCAAGGGUAACAGAGAAAAAUAUAAAGGUGAACACCCCUGAAGCAACAGACUUCUAUGUAAAUAAGGACACAUUUACUGCUCUUGAUAGUAAGCCAAACAGUGAUAAUAUUGAUUUACCGAAGCAGAAAGAGCACCAUGGAAGUUGUACACCUGCAUUAUCUUAUUAUAUCAAUGAGCCCAUAGAAAUGGAUGUGAAUGAAAAUUCAAUUUUCAAAUCUCAAAAUAAAGAAAAAUGUCAGUAUAUUAUUGGCAAUACUGUACAAGUUGGUGUAGAUCAAGAAAAAAACUAUCUAUCUCUGAAGUAUAAUUCUAAUGCCUAUGCAAGUGCUGUUAAGGCUUUAAAGGUUGAUUCAACAAGGAUGCUCAUUGCUGAAGGUGGAGUCAACAAUCUUGCUUCUUUGCACAAUAAUUAUGCCAAUGGACCCAAUACCUCAUCUGAAAAAGGCAUACUAGUUAACUAUACUCCGACUGCAAAUCAUUCUAACUCAGAUCUAGAGAAGCUCCAAAUUCUUUCAGAUUCAAAAAAGAUAUUAUCUCAAACUGCCCUAGCUGCUUUGAUACGAAAGAGGAAUGAAUUGGCCCUUCAGCAGCGCAAGAUAGAGGAUGAGAUUGCUGUUUGCGAUAAAAAAAUUCAGAGAAUGCUAACCGAUGGGGAAGACAACUUUAAAUUGAAGAUUGAAUCAAUUAUAGAAGGCUGUAAUGGUACAUGGGUAAGAAAUCAAGAAAGGACGAGUGAACAACAAAGCUUACCUUUUGAGAGGAAAAAAUUGUCAGAGGCUGUCUUUUUAACACAAAGUCCGUUCCAGGUGGAUUCAAAGCCAAUGUAAUUGUUAAAGGAGAGGACUUUCAGUGUUCAUUUGAGGGUAUCAUGGGUUCCAAUCCUCCUGAAGCAAGAGAAUCAGCUGCAGCUCAGAUGUUGACUCAUUUUAAAAAUAUGGCAAAAUUAGCCCAGUGAUUUUGGGAGCUUAGAAAUGGCAUGCUUCCCUUGUGGUUCUUGGUUUUCUCCUCUAUAAUGACAAUAUAAAGAAAACUGUAAUAAUUCGUAUGGUUAUUUUGUUAUAGACACAUUGAUGGAAUUAAUGACAAUUCUUCCAUUUCUGUUUAGUCUUGUUUGGAAGCACGGUGUGCAUGAAAUUAAUCAUGUCAAAUGCUAAAA